AUGCUGUACCUGGCAAAGCUCUGGCCGCAAGCCUUGCUUCAGGAGAUCUUGCUACGAAGCCAGCACAUCUAUUUGCUCAAAAGGCCAGCAAACUUACCUGUAUUUAUGUCUUCCAAGAGGCAUGCAGGUCAGUUGAUUCAGGCGCACUCGUCAAAGUUGUGGAGGGACACGGAUCCGAAAUGUGUAAGGAAUUGCCGCAUGCGGAUGUCCAGGUGGUGCAUGAGAUUUUGGAUAGGUGUGGAGAGGCGAUGUUGCAAUGUGCAGGCCCGCCUCCGGCUUUUCAGCAUCGUGAGCAAGAUUUGCAUCCAGCCAGGCUCUCAGGCUGGGACAUCAACACAUGUGAAAGAGUGCAGCGUAGCCAAGGUCAACCCUGGCGUGUGGAAUCUUGAUGUCAACGCUGGCGAUCAACAUCUGUGGCGUGGGUGA
This is a messenger RNA of Symbiodinium natans, 426 nucleotides long. The record is from the annotation of a GenBank genome assembly. NCBI's taxonomy places the organism in Eukaryota, Dinophyceae, Suessiales, Symbiodiniaceae.